GCGCGCUGAAGUCAGUUGGGCUUGGCCAGAGCUGUGCUCCAGCAGCGCAGUCAUUACUUGGCGUACAUAACUUUGUAACUAAAUAUAAAUGCGGCUAUAUAAAUACCUCCGUCUGCACUUCUGCAAAGAACGCUUCUAGGGGUGCCCUAUGCCCAGCCAGACUGGUUGUCAAACACAGGGCUGUGUUUCUCUGCAGCAUGGCAGGCUGUGGAGAAGUGGACCGUUCAGUGAAUGCCCUGGCUCCCUCCAAGCUGAUAGAGGAAGUAGGAGAUAUCUGUGCCACAGACCCCUCCAGCUCCACCACCACCCCAGAGUGCGCCAUCUGCCUGCAGAGCUGCGUCCACCCCGUACGUCUCCCAUGCUGCCAUGUCUUCUGUUUCCUGUGUGUGAAAGGUGCCUCCUGGCACAGCAAGCGUUGUGCUCUCUGCCGACAGGAAGUCCCAGAGGACUUCCUCGAGCGGCCAGUUCUCCUCUCACCUGAAGAACUGAAGGCAGCGGCUACAGGGGUGAACCGAAGUGGCGGGACAGGGGGUGGUUCCCAUGGAGACUAUGCAUGGUAUUAUGAGGGGCGCAAUGGCUGGUGGCAGUACGAUGAGAGGACCAGCCGUGAGCUGGAGGAGGCCUUCUCCAAGGGCAGGAAGAGCACAGAGAUGCUCAUUGCAGGGUUUCUUUAUGUGGCUGACCUGGAGAACUUGGUGCAGUAUCGUCGGAAUGAGCUUGGCCGCAGGCGCAAGAUAAAGCGAGAUGCUGUAGAUAUCCCUAAGAAGGGAGUGGCGGGACUGAGGUUAGACCCUGAACCUGCCCCCAGCCCUGCUUUACCAGUUGUCAACCCAGCUGCAACAGAACGCGUCAGCUCAGCUGAUGGAUCGGACACUGCAGGCCAAUCACAGUCUUCAUCAUUUAGGAUUUUGUCUCUUCCUGCUGUUAGACCUCCAACACUCCUGGGGCGCCAUCUCACCAGUCCUUUGUCCCCCUCAACCUCAACCCUGGAAGAGUCUUUCUCUCAGCUCCUAAUCAGCCAGCCAGAGGGGGAACUGGUGGAAGGAGCCAAUGAGCUCCAGACGCAUGAGUAUGCAUCCGGCAACAGUGAGAGUGAGGAGGAAAUGGAGAGCGAGAGAGGGAGAGCAGAAUUGAUGCCGCGGAGAAGACAUAGACAAAGACCACUAAGAGAGAGCCAGCCGGCCAGAAUGCCUCCAAGGGGUGGGCCCUCCAACCCUGCACUCAGUCUUCGCUCACGUAGUCCUGAUGGACAGUGCACUGUAACAGAAGUGUGACUGCAACUGGACAGUGGUAUCCCUCUUCCAGAUGACAGAUGCUAAACUCUUAUCAGUUCAGCAAAAAAAGUUUGAAAACUAGUAUGCACCUUUUAAAGGUCCCUUGAAAUGAAAAAUCCUUUUAUUGUGAUGUUAAUUCUGUCACUGGGUGAAUUUCCCCCCAUUGAUCAUGUGCCAGAUAUUAUUCUAAAAUUCAGUUUACCUGUUUUUAUAUCAAAAUAUUUUCUGGUUAUUCAAAGCUGUCCAUCCAGUUGAUUGUAAUCUUAGUUUUGUCAGCCAACCCUUUUUUUUAAACCUGCAGUUCUACAAAGGUAACUAGCAGUAGCAGCAAUGACAUGGGUCACAGCUGUGCUGUACUUGAAUGUUAGUUUGCAAAAACAAAAAAAAUAGCUCUUUCCACUACUAACAUUUAAUUUCUUAACACCUGAGAAACUCAUGGCGGUCUUUGUUAUCCUACAAAUGAUAAGAGUCCUCCACCCAAUAUUGUGUUUCAUGCAGAAAUACCUAAAAGUUUCAAAAAAGAUGCAAUAUUGAAGCCAUUUCAAGAGACCUUUUAAAAUGUCUUUUUGCUUUUUGUUAAAGACUUUAAAAAACUAGUUUCUGCCGGCAAUAUUAGACAAUGGUAGUCAUGCAUCGCUCUCAGCAACAGUCUUGUUUCCAGCCCAGAAAAAAUGUUGUGAUGAACUGUGGCAACUACUUGAGCAAUGCUGUCAAAAAACUACCCUGUCACUGCCUUUACAUCAGUAUGUGACAGCCGAAUGCAACUUCUUUGAAAUCUAACUACUCCCUCUUUGUUCGCUAAUCUUUUGAGCUCAUGGUUGAGGGUUUUUUGUUUUUUUGUUUUUUUUUUUUUCCUCUUUUGGAGUGAUGAUAUAAAAAUCAAACUUAAAUGUAGCACCAUAUGUACAAGUUACAUAUGGUUAAAACUGCUUUUCCUACUUUGCUGAUUUAGGUUAUUUGAAGUAAUGAAGUUUUAAUCAGGACCUAAUUAAGUAUUUAAACUGGAGUUUGUGUGCACGUGUGUGUUUGUAUGUUUAAGUUUACGAAGGGGCGAGACGUUGUAUUCUCUUGUUUUAGUGUGAAAAGUCUUGUUUUAGUAAUGACGUGUUUGUGUUGUCGUGAGCGGUGUUGAGUGCCGAAAAGCUACUGGCAGAACCACUGGAAAGUGUUAGGCUAUAUGUGGAGAGACACAUUUGGAUUUUCUAUUUCUUGUCAUAAUACUCUUGAUAGGGCUCCUAUCAACGCACUGGUAUUGACUAACUUGGACAAGCUCAAGCUGUCCUCACACGCUCUGUUUUUUUUGUUUUUUUUCAGCUGCUAUUAUUUUAAUUGUCAACUUUUCAUAGCUGGUGUCUUACUGUCUGGAUUACCUAAAACAAACCUCUGUCUGUGUGGUGUAGUCUGCGUGGUAUUUUUGUCAAGUUAUUAAAGUAUUUAUGUAUGAUUUAAAAUCACAUGUUGGCUUUUUUUUUCAGUUUUUUUGUUUUUUAAUUGAGGAUUACACGGCAGAAUAUAUUACAGAUUUCUGGGAAGACUGAAAAAAGAGGUGGCACUGAUCCAUAGAUCUGUUUGCAAUGUGUGUCUGGAUUUUAUUCUAAAUGCAGUGUACCUUCAGAGUCCAUAGGAUGGAGCUGUUGCACAGAGAGGUUGGGCAAUUGUGAACACCUGUUAAACAUAGUCCGAGAGCUCAAGUCAAAACAAACAGGCUGUUGUGGUUCUAAUCAUAACAUAUUGUGUAAGUAUACACUGUACUUGUUCCCUUCUGUUAAUUUAAAGGAAGCUUUAUUGCUGAAGCUAGAUGUCAAGAUUGGCAAGAAAGCGAAUAAGCGUUAUCCCAUAAUGUCAAUCUUUUUCUUUGAUAAUUACCUACAAUGUUGGUUUCCUCCUGUCUGCAUUAUUAGAUGAUUCAACACAAAGAAAUGUGAUCAGGAUACUGAAAUUUGUAGUAUUGGGGUAAUAGCAACUAAAAGUAAAAAGGGAUGUUUAUGGUUUUGAGACUUGAUAGGAAAUAAUUCCAAAUUUUGAAGCCCAAGCUUAACAUUAUAUUUUGUGUUUUACAAUAAUUUACUACUAAUUUACAAUCCUGGGUAUGCCACCAGAUUUGUUUAUGUAUUGAUCCUACUACUGUAUACUCAGGAUAGAGAAUUAAAAAGAAAUGUCUUAAAAGACUGUAGGAGAGACUUGCAGAUACAUUCUUUAUUUGUAUUAUGACUAUUGUGUUAGGUGAUAGACAUUGAUAGAGAUCUUGGGUAUGGCAGAUAUAUAAAACAUCAGAAACUUAGGCUGAGGGGCCAGUUUCUCCUUUUUAUUAUAGAGUAAGUUGUUCUAACUAACUAGAUAAUGAGUUUUGUAAUUCUCUACAGAGAAAACAGUUAAUUAUCUAAACUAGUUUAUCUUCCUACAAUAUUAGCAAUAACAUUUUUUGUCGGUUGUCUUUACAGCCUUGUGGUUUAGUGCUUGUCUCACACCACUGUGAGGGACUGUGGGGCCGUGGCUACUUGCUACACAGCUACUGGUUCCGACUGAAGUAUAGGCCUCUGAAUGUACAGGUUUGUCUAAGAUUUGUGUGAUGAUGAGAUGUUGCCUAAAACAAGACCACUGCUACCAAUGCAGCUGAGCUACAGCAUUUGGCAGCUGAAGAAAACCACAGGCUCAUUGUGCAGUCCGACUGUGACUUGAAUAAGAAACAGGUUUUAAUGAGCCAGACUUUGGCUUGUGUAACUUCAAUGACGAGGGUGCCCAAAUGUUGAUUGGCAAAAGAUGUGUUUCUGCUUUUGGAUACUUUGGGUAUAAUUGGCCCGCCUCAGCAAAUGUCACAACUAUCAUUUCGACAUAUUUCCAUUCAUGUAUUGUCCUCAUGGCAGGGUUCACUCAACAAAACCAUGGUGACACUAUCAAUUAAGUUCAUAUUUAUGAUGUAAUGUUUUCCAGUUCUUCAGAAAUCAAACAUUCAUUUCAGUGUUCACUAUAUGUACAGAUUUCCUUUUUUUUAAGCAAGUGAAAAAUGGGGAUUAGCAGCCAAUAAAAUAACAUUAGUCUAUGUUUUGGCUUUGGUGUAUCAAACAAAUUUGCAAAACAAGAGUUCGACAUUACAGAGGGUGUAUUUAGUUUUACUAAAAAAAAAUUUUUUUAAAAACUGCUGGGAUCCUAGUUAACACGUACUGUACAUCCACAUAGGUUUUGAUGGGCAACAAACUAAUUUAAUUGAUUUAAAAAGAUGAAAAAUGCCCCAAAUUGAUUUUUUUAUUUAACUGUGCACACUAGCCUGCAUGGCAACUUAAGUUUAAUAGUCGAUUGCGCAAACUAAGUUUAACCCAUAAGGUAACCAACAAAUAUUGUGCUUGGGGAUCAUCUGUUACUUGUAGCCACUGUUAGAGACCCACAUGGGCAGACAUUCGUGGAACAUAUAUGGAGGCUAUGGACAAAUUUAUAUGGCCCUCUCUUGUUUGUCCUAAUUGACCCAUACUGCGUAUCAGCCAAUCGGUAACAUGCUGUAUGUGACACCCACACGGACAAGUACGCUGGGAUGUUUCACAGCCUCCAGCGUCGGAAAAUCUUCAUACUGGGUAUUGUCCGAACACUUGAAUGAAAGGGCCAUGAAUGUUUGUACAAAAUUUCAUGGCAACCCAUCCAAUAGUUAUUGACACAUUUCAGUCUGGAGCAAAGUGGUCAACCAACCAACACGUGGUCAUUAGAGGGAAAAAAAAAUCUGUUAAGUUAACAUUAACUCUCAAUCAACUGAGGAAAAUCUAAUUAAUUCAAUAAUAGUGAUACACACAAGACAUAGAUAAAACAAACCUCCAGACCUGUUUAUGGCUGAUAAAGGCCUGCUUAUUAGCAAUCAACCUGAUAUGACCCAUCAUUGAACCAAUGAUUUUAUUAUGUUUAAUUACUUAAAAGCUAUUUUCCACCAGCUGUUGACAUUGUUUUUCUACCUUCUUGUGGAGCAGGCAAAACAUCGGACAUAAAAAUAUGUGAUCUUUUUUCCGCUCCAAAAUUCAGCAGCAGCAUGUGCAUGCUGGACUGUAUACAGAUACAUCAGCAAUAUGUAUUAUGUAGGGCAUGGCCUUCGCUAGCAUGCUAUGAUAACCUUAUAGACAGAUUUAUAUGUCAUGGAAAGAGGGACUGUAUUUAGAUUGAACAUGUAUGGCGCAGCAUUUGGUGGAGGACAUACAGAGACAUGAGAGAUGUGGUGCCAGUGUGAAGGACAACAGCAGAAGGAGAGCAGAUACCGUACAGUAAAUGAUGUUGACAAAGAAACAAUGACAUUAUGUGUUUCUCUUUGUGUGCAUGAUAAGAGGUCAAGACUACUUGUGGUCUUGGCAUCCACUGUGUGAUAACGCCAGACAUAUUUUGCCCAUUGAACAUGCAGGCCGGCCGGCAGGCCGGAGACAAUACUUCUGUACGUUUUCAGACACAUAGCUGCACUUUAACUCCCCCAUACGUGCUAUCAUAUCCUGGACAAACGCCUUCGUGGCCUAACUCCAUAUGCUACAGAAAAUACACAUGCCGUCUCCAGUCCCUCCACAAAUAGUCCCGUCAUAACCACAUCUCUCGCCACCCUGAGGCCCACAGUAGAGCAUUGUUGUUGUGUGGAUUAUUUAUGACCUUGUUUUUGUAAAGGAAGGUCAACUGGUGGUGUCCAUUAAGUAUAUGUGUUCUUAGAAAACUGUUAUUUUUAAAUCUCGAAAGGUUUAUUGUGUAAGAAAACAAAAAACGUGCAUGCUAAUUGAUAGUUGUUUUCACUUGACUGACAUGUUCAUACAGUAUCUGUGUAAGUGUAAUAAUGCCGUUGUCAUAUUGUUACAAAAACUGUGAGUAUGUGGGUUGUACUCUGCAGCUGUGCAUGUUGUGUUUACACAUUUAUGUGCAGUAUGUCAUCAGUAUUUCUAACCAUAACGCUGAGAUUCACAGACAGGGUAUCUCAUUCAUAUACAGGAGCCAGGAAUGACCUCACUCCCACUGCAGCCAUCAUCAACCUUACACCAUUAGAGCCUAUCAAGUGACAUGCCUGACUAAGCCUGGUGCUACUGAACCAUUUAUAACAGCGAUGAGUCACAUUAUUACUAUGAUGACUUCUAAAAUCAUAAAGAUUAUGUCUGUGCGCAUUCU
Molecule: messenger RNA, 6386 nt
Organism: Xiphias gladius (swordfish)
Lineage: Eukaryota; Metazoa; Chordata; Actinopteri; Istiophoriformes; Xiphiidae
Product: E3 ubiquitin-protein ligase rnf146-like
Exons: 2
Coding region: 198-1274 (358 amino acids)
Biological process (GO): ubiquitin-dependent protein catabolic process; Wnt signaling pathway
Cellular component (GO): nucleus; cytoplasm
Molecular function (GO): poly-ADP-D-ribose binding; ubiquitin protein ligase activity; zinc ion binding
Source: RefSeq, a predicted model, not a curated record